AUGACGUCAGGGGAGGGCAGUGGUGGCGCCAUGACGUCAAGGGAGCCCGUGCAACGCCAUGACGUCACGGAGGGUGCUCUUCCGGUCGUAGCGUCGCCGUCACUCCACAUCCCGCUGCAUCCGCAGGAACCGACGACCAGGAUGCAGAGUUUUCUAAUGCUGCUGCGGGACCAGAGGUGCUCUUACUCAUCCAUCUCAGAGCUGGUGACCCUGGCAGGCAGGCUGUGCCGGGACCUCCAGGAUGACCUUGCCCAGGUGCAGCCUUUGGUGGCUGCUGUUCUGGAAAGCCCUCUUCGUCCACGGUUCCUGGACAAUGCAGAUGUGACCUUGGUGUGUGCCCGCGUCCUGGUCCAGCAGGGGCAGCCCCAGGUGGCCUGCCGGCUUCUAGAGGGUGGGAAAGGAUGGCCAGGUCUCAGCAGUCUCUCCUUGCAGGGCUGCCAUGUGCCAGGAGGCAGUCAGGAGCUGGUGCAGCUCUGGAAUGACAUCCACUACCACCUGGAUAGGAGGAGGCUAGGUGUGACCACGCUGACCCCAGUGCAGAAAUUCCGCUGCAGGAAGAGGAACCCACCACCCCCUGCCCUCAGUCCUGAAGGCCCCAAGAGCCGGAACUUCCCCAGGGAGGUUCGCCAGCGGCUGUGGGACUUUGUCUCAGCUGUGAACAGCAACCCCAGCAAGGCUGACCGGGAGAAUCUGGCUUUGGAGACAGGCUUGACCACUGGGCAAGUGUACAACUGGUUUGCCAACCACCGACGGCGCCAGAGGUUCCUUCUCCAGCGAGGAGAGCAAGCCCAGCAGACGGUACCUGAAGCCACCAGUGAAAAAGACAGGGGUCUUGAGCCUCUGUCAUCCUCAGGCCAUCCUUGCAUUGGAUCUGAGUUUGUGAGCAGGCCCCCCCGGUCUGGCUGUGAGGAAAGUGAGCCUCCACAAUCCCCAGGGGCUACCACAGGACUAUGGGGGCCAAGGACCACAGGCCUGGACUUCCCUGAGGCGAACAUAACCUCAAAGCUACUGGUGGGCAGGUCUCUUCAAGGAGGUGAGAUGUAUCAGGAGGGGCCCAGCCAUGGUUCUGCUGCCCUGGCUUCUGUCUGCCCUGGCCCUGGCCUCUGUCCUCUGGCUGCUGUUAACAACAUGCUGGACCCUUCUCUGACAGCCCCUGAAUCGUGGCUGAUGUCCUUUGCGCUGGAAUCCUCCAAAGGAGUUUGCUUCCAGACCAGGCCACCGGUCCAAGGUCAUGGGCUGACUUCCAGGAUGCAGCCUGCAGAUUCCACUGUAGCCGUGUCCACAGCCAUCCUCAGUGACCAGCACCCUGAAGGAUUAACUGAUGUGCACAGUGGUCCCCAGAGCAGGUACCUGGAAGAGGGUCCAUGUCCAGGUAGUGGGAAAGUAGAGACUGACAGCACCUUGAUGACACAGCCCUGGCUGAAUGCUUCUGCCCACAGCUCCCCAGAGUUGAUGUUGGCCCUACCUGCCUACCCAGGCCCUGCGUCCACAGAGGAGUUGAGCCAGCCUGUGUCUUCCCACCAGGUACAGUGGCCCUGUGAUAGCCAAGCCCCCUGUGACACCUUCUGGGGGGCCCAGAUGCUCUUGGAGUUUUCAGGGGGCAGCGUGGGCCACCAGAUCCCCAUCCUCAGAACCCCGGAUGUGGACUGUCCAGUCAUUCAGCCCAGAGAGUUACAGAGCUUCAUCAUGAAUAAAAAUCAGAGCUCUCCAGAGUUCCCAGAAGGCUUCUGCUGAGAGACAGUGAGGGAUCCACUGCCAUGUCGAAGAGUUUGGUUUACCGUUCUAUCUUGGAGGAAACAUUUGAGAAAUGUUCACAGGAUCACAAAUAGGUGCAGCUGCUGAUCAGAGUCAAGCUCAAGGUGUGCCAUGCAGUGAAGGCUCCAGACAGAACACACCAGCUGGUGCUGUCACUGUACCUGCACACCGGGCCCCACCAGGCUACAUUCUCCUCCUCAGCUGUGAGUGAGGCCUGGGUCACGUUCUUCUGACUCUGAUUUCAGGCACUGUCCUUGAGCACUGAGAGGCCUUGGCGGGGUGGAGAAUGGUAGAUGCCUCUACAAAGAUAUAAUUCAUUGUUUCUGUGGUUCAAAUGUUUUGUUCAGCUGCAUUAAAGUUCAAUGUUUUCCCACUUAA
This is a messenger RNA of Cavia porcellus (domestic guinea pig), 2133 nucleotides long. It is a transcript of the gene Anhx, whose product is annotated as anomalous homeobox. Lineage: Eukaryota; Metazoa; Chordata; Mammalia; Rodentia; Caviidae. Gene Ontology annotation, molecular function: DNA-binding transcription factor activity, RNA polymerase II-specific; RNA polymerase II cis-regulatory region sequence-specific DNA binding. The coding region runs from base 1 to 1734 and encodes 577 amino acids. The transcript is spliced from 10 exons. The record is from RefSeq and is a predicted model, not a curated record. Gene Ontology annotation, biological process: skeletal muscle fiber development; regulation of skeletal muscle cell proliferation; regulation of transcription by RNA polymerase II. Gene Ontology annotation, cellular component: nucleus; transcription regulator complex.